GGCUUUAUAGCGCUCAGAAAUCCCCACUGCGAGGCUCAGAAAAAGCCCCGUUUGUUUAGACGUUGUUCCACACUGCGUUCGGUGUGAAUGUGUGCCAUGAAACACAGCUAAAACACAAUUAGAGACCCGCUGGUGUGAUUUAAACAUUAGCAGAAAGCGAGCGUUUUUUGUCGCCGCCCGCGCUCGGCGAGCGACGGUCAUUCAAAUUAACGGCUGCAACGGAAAACAACGUACACCGGCGAGAAAAGCGACGGGAGAAGCUUUAAGCUUGCCGAGUGUCAACCCCACUGUGAAAAUGAGACCAUGAUUCCAGUACUGUCUUCAAAAAAAGCCAGUGAACUACCUGUGAACGAGGUUGUCUGUGCACUGCAGGCUGACCUGCAGUUUGGUCUCACCCAGGAGGAGGUUACACGACGUCGCGCCUACCACGGAUGGAACGAGUUUGACAUUAGUGAAGAUGAACCACUCUGGAAAAAAUAUAUCUCUCAGUUUAAAGACCCACUCAUCCUGUUGCUGCUGGCAUCCGCUGUCAUCAGUGUGUUGAUGCGUCAGUUUGAUGAUGCCGUCAGUAUCACCGUGGCCAUUAUUAUUGUUGUUACAGUUGCCUUUGUACAGGAAUACCGCUCAGAAAAAUCCCUGGAGGAGCUGGGGAAACUUGUGCCUCCAGAAUGCCAUUGUGUUCGAGAAGGACGUCUGGAGCACCUUCUGGCACGAGAGCUUGUGCCUGGGGACACCGUAUGUCUGUCAGUCGGUGAGAGAGUCCCAGCAGACCUGCGCCUGUUUGAGGCGAUGGAUCUGUCAGUUGAUGAGUCCAGUUUGACAGGAGAGACCACCCCCUGCACUAAGACCUCUGCCCCUCAGCCGGCUGCCACCAAUGGCGAUAUCACGUCCCGCAGUAAUAUUGCCUUCAUGGGUACACUUGUGCGCUGUGGGAAGGCCAAGGGCAUUGUCAUAGGCACUGGAGAAAACUCUGAAUUUGGUGAAGUUUUUAAGAUGAUGCAAGCAGAGGAGGCUCCUAAAACCCCAUUACAGAAAAGCAUGGAUUUGCUGGGAAAACAGCUCUCCCUUUAUUCCUUCGGGAUAAUCGGGGUGAUCAUGAUGGUCGGAUGGCUUCAGGGGAAGUACAUUCUAGACAUGUUCACCAUAGGUGUCAGCCUGGCUGUGGCAGCUAUCCCAGAAGGCCUCCCCAUUGUAGUGACAGUGACUUUGGCACUGGGAGUGAUGAGGAUGGUGAAGAAACGGGCGAUCGUUAAGAAACUGCCUAUAGUGGAGACACUGAGCUGCUGUAAUGUGAUCUGCUCUGAUAAGACAGGCACUCUCACUAAAAAUGAGAUGACAGUCACUCACCUGUUCACCUCUGAUGGACAGCACGCUGAGGUCACUGGCGUUGGGUACAACAAUUCUGGCGAGGUUUUGAUGGAUGGAGAGGUGGUGCAUGGUUUCUCCAACACCUCCAUCAGCAAGAUUGUGGAGGCUGGCUGUGUGUGCAAUGAUGCAGUAAUCAGGAGCAACACCCUGAUGGGCCGUCCUACCGAAGGCGCCCUCAUCGCCCUGGCUAUGAAGAUGGGUUUGGAGGGGCUGCAGCAGGAGUUUGUGCGUCUGGAAGAAAUUCCCUUCUCCUCAGAGCAGAAGUGGAUGGCGGUCCGCGUCGUCCAUCGCACCCAGCAGGACAAACCUGCCGUAUUCUUUGUGAAGGGUGCCUAUGAGCAGAUCAUCCGCUUCUGUACUUCCUACAACAGUAAAGGGGGCACUCUGCCUUUGACCCAUCAGCAGAGAGAACUCUUCCAGCAGCAGAAGAGCUACAUGGGCACUGCAGGUCUCAGAGUGCUGGCGUUUGCUUCUGGAUCUGAGAUGGGCGCUCUUACCUUCCUGGGGCUGGUGGGCAUCAUCGACCCUCCCAGAGCGGGAGUGAAAGAGGCAGUGGCGACGCUGAUCAGCUCUGGAGUGGCGGUGAAGAUGAUCACAGGGGAUUCACAAGAGACUGCAGUGUCAAUUGCAAGUCGACUGGGCCUCUAUACCAAAGGUUCUCAAUCUCUGUCCGGAGAUGAAGUCGACCAGAUGGACUUCCAGCAUCUCUCUCAGAUAGUGCUCAGGAUAGUGGUAUUCUACAGAGCCAGCCCUAGACACAAGUUAAAGAUAGUUAAGUCCUUACAGAACGUCGGUGCCGUUGUCGCAAUGACGGGAGACGGUGUCAAUGACGCGGUGGCUCUGAAGGCAGCAGACAUCGGUGUGGCAAUGGGUCAGACUGGCACUGAUGUCUGCAAAGAAGCAGCAGACAUGAUCCUGGUAGACGAUGACUUUCAAACUAUCCUGUCUGCUAUUGAAGAAGGGAAGGGGAUUUACAACAACAUUAAGAACUUUGUGCGCUUUCAGCUGAGCACGAGCAUUGCUGCCCUCACCCUCAUCUCCCUGGCAACGCUUAUGAACUUCCCCAACCCUCUGAAUGCCAUGCAAAUCCUUUGGAUCAACAUCAUUAUGGAUGGGCCGCCAGCCCAGAGUUUGGGAGUGGAGCCUGUCGACCGAGACGUGAUCAGGAAACCUCCACGGAAUGUUCGAGACAGCAUCAUCACGCGCAGUCUGAUAGUGAAAAUCUUAGUGUCGUCCUCCUUCAUUGUUUGCGGCACAUUGUUUGUGUUCUGGAGAGAGGUAGGCAAUAUUCGUCUGAUGAGGACUUCCUGAACAUUUGUGUUCUGCUUUGUUUUUCAUUUGUGUU
This is a messenger RNA of Sinocyclocheilus rhinocerous, 2713 nucleotides long. It is a transcript of the gene atp2c1, whose product is annotated as ATPase secretory pathway Ca2+ transporting 1. NCBI's taxonomy places the organism in Eukaryota, Metazoa, Chordata, Actinopteri, Cypriniformes, Cyprinidae. Gene Ontology annotation, cellular component: membrane. The transcript is spliced from 24 exons. Gene Ontology annotation, molecular function: P-type calcium transporter activity; ATP hydrolysis activity; ATP binding. The coding region runs from base 304 to 2679 and encodes 791 amino acids. Gene Ontology annotation, biological process: calcium ion transport. The record is from RefSeq and is a predicted model, not a curated record.